AGCUCAACAGUGUCGAGCUGAUCUGAAAGUCCAACAAAAUAGGUCCAGGAAGCCCUCUUGAGAGCAUAUUGUUGGUAUCCUGUCAUGUAACCUUAUGGACAUUUAUUUAUUGCGUCGUUUCGUGUCCACCGGAGGCCCGCGGGCUGGGACAAAUGUGGACGCCGACGAGAGAGGAGGGCUGUCUGUGUCUGUGUCAACAUUGCCGGGGAUGAAAUGGUCGUGUUUUUUCUGAAUUUCACUCUAACGGUUAGAUCCAGGCAACAUUAAACUUUCAAAAUGAGGAUCUUCGUGUCUCUUCUGAAAAACACUAACCCCAAAAUCGAGUAUUACUCCAGAUUUUCUCCGUCCCCGCUUUCCAUUAAGCAGUUUUUGGAUUUUGGCACGAACAAUGCGUGUGAGAAAACAUCCUAUAUGUUCCUGCGUAAGGAACUGCCCGUGCGGCUCGCCAACACCAUGAGAGAAGUCAACCUGUUACCUGAUAACCUGCUCGGUCAGCCCUCCGUUAGACUGGUCCAAAAAUGGUACAUGCAGAGUUUUGUGGAGCUGCUGGAUUAUGAGAAUCGAAAGCCAGAGGACCCACACGCUCUGAAUGAUUUCCUGGAGCUCUUGAUUGAGAUCCGUAACCGCCACAAUGACGUGGUUCCCACCAUGGCUCAGGGAGUCAUCGAGUACAAGGAGAGGUUUGGCUUUGACCCCUUCAUCAGCAGCAACAUCCAAUAUUUCCUUGACCGCUUUUACACCAAUCGCAUCUCUUUCCGCAUGCUCAUCAACCAGCACACUCUCCUGUUUGGUAAUGACACCAACCCUGCUCACCCGAAACACAUAGGCAGUAUAGAUCCUAACUGCAGUGUGGCUGAAGUCGUCAGUGAUGCCUAUGACACAGCCAAGAUGCUGUGUGAGAAGUACUACUUGGCUGCUCCUGAACUCAAGAUUGAAGAGUUCAACAUGAAGGCCCCUAAAAAGCCCAUCCAGGUGGUGUAUGUGCCCUCUCAUCUGUUCCACAUGCUGUUUGAGCUCUUCAAGAACUCAAUGAGGGCCACUGUGGAGCUCCAUGAGAACAGUAAAGAGGGAUUGCCACCAGUAAAGGCAAAAGUCACUCUGGGUAAAGAGGAUCUCUCCGUAAAGAUCAGUGACAGAGGAGGAGGAGUUCCUCUGAGGAAGAUAGACCGUCUGUUUAACUACAUGUAUUCCACUGCCCCUACACCAAGCCUGGAGCCAGGAGCUGUCCCCCUGGCCGGUUUUGGCUAUGGUUUACCAAUUUCUAGGCUCUAUGCCCGAUACUUCCAGGGGGAUCUGAAACUCUACUCCAUGGAGGGUGUUGGCACGGAUGCUGUCAUCUAUCUGAAGGCCCUGUCCAGCGAGUCCUUCGAACGCCUGCCUGUCUUCAACAAGUCAGCGUGGCGGCAUUACAAGACCAGCCCUGAGGCAGAUGACUGGAGUAACCCCAGCAAAGAGCCACGUGAUGCCAGCAAGUCCAAAUACAAAGCCAACAGAUAACUCUGCCUGGCCUGCUAGCCCAGCCCUCUGCUGGGAGUUGAAAUGCCUGCACUCUGCCUAGAGCAUGUGUGAUGAAAUGUUGCGCUUGGGUAAAUGCUUGGUUUAGGAUCAGACUGGCUUUUACAUUCCAGUGGUUAAAUCUUUGGAGAAGAAGGAUGACCUUGACUUAAAUCUGUACCCAAGGGCAAUGACGUUCAUCAGUGUAGCUUUUUAUUGUUGUGGCAUUACCACUGGCUCUCCCACAAUGGAGUUUAAAAUGAACUUCUUCCAAAUUUUGGAUCCCCCCCAAAAAUUGGUUAUUUAGGUGAAUAUUUCCAAAUGUAGACUCCAUUUCUCCUCUGUCUGACCAUUACUUCAACCUGGAUUCACUGCAUCACUGUUAUCUCUCCUGUUGUCUCCCGCAUAGUCGGCUUUGCUGACUAGGCCGCUGUUUCCUGUGGCUGAAUCAGCCAUGCACGGCUGAUUGAGUGUCUUUCUCGCCAUCAGUGAAGGCUUGUAUUCUGUUUCUCCCUCUCAAACACAAGCAGAGUCAGGGAGUUUGAGUUUCAGUGCAAAUGGGAAAAGGAGGAGGUUUGAUUUCCUUCCUUUAAGAGAUACUUUUGACUCACCGUACAAUUAGGCCAGUGUGUCAUUGGCAUAGUAAAUACUUGUUUUGUUUGCAGUCUAUUCAAGCCUGGGAAAUGAAAGAGGAUUACCUAUACAUGAGAGACAGUGAUAGCUCUUUUACAGGAAGCAUUGCAUUGGAAGUACACCUUAUUAAAGAUCUAGAAGUCAGUAUUUUUAUUCUAUGUCAUUGACAGAAAGCCUUAUAUCUAAAUACAUAUACAGUAUAUGAUUUUAAAAAAAAAAACAAAUCUGCCUUGAAGGCUUUACUGGAACUUAAAGUUCAUUUAUAAAGGGAGAAUGUUAGAAAAAGAGGUGUUUUUUGUUUAACUUUUACUGCUUCACUUUCAACCGCCCAUCCAUAGAGUGUUAACCAGCAAUACUGACCCUCAUCAGACAUCUGUGCUUGCAAGCCAGCUCUGCACCCUGAUUUAACACCUUACUAAAGGACCAAAGGCGCAUCUGUAGGAUGUUUAUGAAAUGCCACCAUGCCAGCUUUGUCUGUCAAGUAGCUUCAACCACACCAGCAUGAUGUAUUGUAUGAAUCCUCAAAGAGAGGAAUGGACUUAAUGCAUCUCACAAGGACUGUAAAUGUGGGAAAACAUUAUGACAUCCCCUUUGUGCACCUCAUCCUGCAAACAUGGUGAAUACACAACAUUGUCAUCCUAACAGUGCUUCAUGCAGUCAGCCUUGUGUGUCACUGGUAGUAUUACUAAUCCUCACGGUUUUCUGAAUGAGCUUGAACAAAGCUUGUGUGUUUUGAAAAUGUGCUUUUGUUUUAUAAUUAUGAGUGAAAUGACAGAAUAAGAAGAUACAGCUAAAAAAUAGAAAAAUAAUUAAUUUGUGACAGAUUUUAAUUUAUUGUAUCAGGAACAAAGACAGUUAAUUGUUACUUUUAAUCUUUGACAUCGGAACAGAAAUACUUUUUAUAAUGUUUUAUCGCUUUUUCUCUGAUUACUUUUAAAACUUCGUCAUUUUUCAUUAUUUAUAUGCUAGGAAGUUAAGCAGCACUGAAAUCUGAGUGUAUGGGAAAGACAGCAGGGGAAAAUGUGGUUAGACGAGCUGAGCUCCCAACCACUAAAGCAUCUCUGGGUACUGAAACAUUGCGUCAUACCAUCCAAUUUCUGUCACACGAAUCAUGUUCAGGAACUCUAUUAGUGCACUUUACUAACUGUAAUAUAUUUUCCUUCAAAUAACUCAUACAAUCUAUUCAGACCUCUUAUCAAUAUUUUUAUGGAAGAUAUAUUAUGAUCACAUCCCAGGUUAAAACUUUAUAAUAGCAACAUCACUUUUGGAGGUACUGAAAAAGACCAAACUUUUCCAACAUGCACCAAAAAUGGACCCAUUUGUUAAAAGCAGAUGAUGGGGAAUUACAAUGAUCUGAAGUGACAUCCUUCUCUCAUCUCCUUUAGCUCCAUCUGAUGUGAAAAGAAAGGAGUUUAGAUGAAGAAUUUUGAGAGACGCUUCCGUAUGGAGAGUUUCCUCAUCCUGUAGGUUCUUCGCUUUUCAGCCACACUGUAAGAUUUCAUCACUGCCAAUGCCUUUGUGACCUGCCAGUCUCACUGAGUGAUGCUCAGUGACAAACCUGCUAUAAAGGAAGUGUUUUGUUAUAGGCUUGAGACAACAGUCUUGUUCAUUUAAAGGCCUCAGUUCAGUAAAAUAGUCAUAAUCACAUCUAACAGCUAGCGAUCAAUUCCUUGAUUUAGAGGCCCAAAGAUCUUCCACCUUCAGUAGUUGUCAACCUUUACUGUUAAAGAAUGUCUCUGUACCUAUGGUAUUUUAGAAAACAUUGUAUAUAACUAUGAAUAAUGUCUAUGCUGUAUAUGCAGCCAGCGUGAAGUGAUGGCUCUGUUUUACUGUACCUCCAGCUUAAAACAAUGUAUUUGUAUGCAUGAACUCCUCACUGUGGAGGCAGUCAUGCAAAGAUAUGCAAAUAGUACAAAAUCAACACACACCAAAAAGGUGAUAGAACAGUCUUAUAAUGUGAUUCAGCAUGAAAUCAACUUACAAUACCUAUUGUCAAACCUGACAAUAAAGAAAAUUGCUGUUGUGUGUAA
This is a messenger RNA of Seriola dumerili (greater amberjack), 4157 nucleotides long. It is a transcript of the gene pdk3a, whose product is annotated as pyruvate dehydrogenase kinase 3. The coding region runs from base 277 to 1497 and encodes 406 amino acids. Gene Ontology annotation, cellular component: mitochondrion. Gene Ontology annotation, molecular function: pyruvate dehydrogenase (acetyl-transferring) kinase activity. Gene Ontology annotation, biological process: protein phosphorylation; regulation of glucose metabolic process. NCBI's taxonomy places the organism in Eukaryota, Metazoa, Chordata, Actinopteri, Carangiformes, Carangidae. The transcript is spliced from 11 exons. The record is from RefSeq and is a predicted model, not a curated record.